This is a messenger RNA of Caenorhabditis remanei, 1341 nucleotides long. RefSeq lists its product as uncharacterized. Gene Ontology annotation, biological process: protein phosphorylation; cell surface receptor protein tyrosine kinase signaling pathway; positive regulation of kinase activity. NCBI's taxonomy places the organism in Eukaryota, Metazoa, Nematoda, Chromadorea, Rhabditida, Rhabditidae. The coding region runs from base 1 to 1341 and encodes 446 amino acids. Gene Ontology annotation, cellular component: signaling receptor complex. The transcript has 6 exons. Gene Ontology annotation, molecular function: transmembrane receptor protein tyrosine kinase activity; ATP binding. The record is from RefSeq and is a predicted model, not a curated record.
AUGGAUUCCCUACUUUUCAUUCUUCUGUUGUGUGUGGAAUUGAGUAAUUGCGCAAGCGGGGAGAACAAUAAUUUCGAUUUUGAGAAACAAUGGAAGUUGAUAGCUGUACUUCUCUCCGUCGGAAUUUUAAUCAUGUUAGUAGUGGUUGUGUUCCUACUAUGCAUGAUUCUCAUGCUGAAUUCACAACAUACGUCUUCUGCCAGGAGUUCUAGAAGCAAACAAAAAACAGAAACGGACGUAGAGUCUGCCACACCAAUGCUACCAGUAGAAACCGUUCUAGAUAUUGAAGAUGUUACUGGUGUGAAUCCAAUUUAUAAAACAAAAUCAUCAAAUCUGGAAAUAUCAAGAACUAUUCAAACCACUUCAUGUCAUACUAUUCAAAGGGGAAAGAUGAAAAUGUGGCAACCGAGAAACGAAGAAGAUAGGGCUAGACGUUUGAGAGUUUUUGUGAAAAAAAUGAUUGAUCCCAAUGACCCGGUUCAGCAAACUAUGAUCAAGCAGGAAUUAUUAACGAUGAUAAGACUAGACAAAAAUCCAAAUAUUCUAGCAUUUGUUGGAAAUGUGAUGGAAGGAGAUCAAAUUUCCAUUAUCUCCGAAUAUUGUGAAGGGGGUUCUCUACUACAGUUUGUCAAGCAAUUCCGGGGAUCUCGAGAUUUUACCGAUCAGCUAAUUCACGCAAGAGUUGAGAAUAAUGAGCAGAACACGGAUAGCUACAACUGGAAUAACCAAGUCUUGGAUAGCAACUUGAAAGUGUUUUGUACAUUUGAUCUUCUAUCAAUUUCUUAUCAAAUCUGUUCUGGUAUGAAAUGUUUAUCUGGAAAUAGCUUCGUACACCGACAGUUGUCUCUUCGCAACAUUUUCAUCACGGCCAACAAAACAAUUCGAAUCGGGAACUUCAGUUUAGCAAGACCACAUGGAAACAAUGCAUAUUACAGAAUCAACAAUGUCAACUUGAAAAUUCCAAUCUCUCACCGGGCGCCUGAAACUUUAGAAGACUCGAGAUUUGUUGAGCAAUCGGAUGUUUGGUCAUUUGCUGUUUGUCUUUACGAGUUGUACUCUCUGGGAGAGUCUCCAUUUGAUGGGUUGAAUGAUAUGAAAAAAUGUUUGGAAAGAGUUGGUGAAUUGCAGAAACCAGAGUACUGUCAUCAAGAGAUAUAUGACUUCAUGCUAACAUGUUGGAAUGCGGAUCAAUUCAAAAGACCAGUUUUCUCAAAAUGUGUGGACUUCUUUGAGGAGCACAUGAAACGUUUUAACGUGCACAUUCUCGAACAAAUUCAUAUUAAACUCGAGGAAGCAUCCAGAGGACAGGCGGAACUAGUUAACUGGACAAGAAGACAAUGA